Messenger RNA from Solanum dulcamara, 2942 nucleotides. RefSeq lists its product as uncharacterized. The transcript has 7 exons. Gene Ontology annotation, molecular function: protein binding. The record is from RefSeq and is a predicted model, not a curated record. The coding region runs from base 1 to 2805 and encodes 934 amino acids. Lineage: Eukaryota; Viridiplantae; Streptophyta; Magnoliopsida; Solanales; Solanaceae.
AUGGAUCGGAGAACGUUAACGAUGAACUGGGAUGGUCUCGGAGAAGAUGAUGAUGAUGACAAUUUCUUUGAGUCCCGUGAUCGUCUUUCCACAGCCAUUUCCCUUGACUUAGGAUCAUCGGGAUCAGACGAUGAUGAUGAAUACGAUGACAGUCGUCUCUCUUUUGUCUCGACCCUUUCCUCAGCCUCCAUCAAGAAAUUCCAAGGAAUUGAAAUUGAAACAAUUUCUGAUUCCUUUAGCAGUGCGGAUUAUGGUGUGUGGAUGGCUGAACCAGGGGAUAUCAAGGAACGUCGUAAACGUCUCUUGCAAGGGAUGGGAUUGUCAAGUAAUAAAGACCUCCUCAAGCUGAAAAGUGCCAAGAUUGUACGAGCCAUUUCAAGAAAAGUCGAGAAAAUCAAGGACACCAAACCACCUAAGACGACUGAUUCUUCACGUGCAAAAGUAUUAAAUCAACAACGACAGUCUUUAUCUAUACAACCAAUUAAGUUGGUCAGGUCGAGAUCAGAUGGAGAUAUACAAUCCUUUUCUGUAAAUACAAAGAAAAGGAAAAAAGAGUUAAUUGGUGACAUUUCUAAACAACGUCUCACCAGGACAUUUUCGGGUGUUUUAGCACCGAGUAUAGGAACAUGCCAAUUAGCAGGUUCUGUUCGAAUGUCACCCAAAAAAAACAUAAAUGGGAGUGAUAUGUUGUCAUCCACAUUGUCGAAUGGGAGUCCUGAUGUGGGAUUUGCUUCAUUUUUCUUGAUAAAGAAUUUGGACACUGGAAAGGAAUUCAUCGUCAAAGAGUCUAAUGAACAAGGAAUGUGGAAUAAGCUAAGUGAUAUUCAGACAGGGAAGCAACUUACUAUGGAUGAAUUUGAAAAAUAUGUGGGAUAUUCUCCUGUUGUCAAGGAACUGAUGAGACGAGUAAAUGGAUCAAGAAAUCAUGACGAUGAGAGGAAGCUAAACACGAAUUCAUAUCUUAGUAAGAGUUUCAGAAAUAGCAAGAGAAGGGGAGUUGCUCUUUUGAAGAACAUAAAAGGAGUAGCACAUAGUAUGAGUGGAAAAAUUAUUGAUAAAGAACGCGAGCAGCCUGUACCUGAGGAACAGCAGAAACCGAAUAAGAAUUCCUCCAAAUGGAGUAAAGUCCGUCAGCAUGGGAAGUCCUGCAAAGAAUUCACAGCUUUACACUUAAGCCAAGAAAUCCAUGCUCACGAGGGUUCAAUAUGGACGAUAAGAUUCAGCUCGGAUGCACAUUAUCUAGCAACAGCAGGAGAAGAUACAAUGAUUCAUAUAUGGGAAGUGCAAGAAUGUGAAGUUAUGAAUGAUCUAAACUCCGUUGGUGGUACAAUGUCAGGUGUUGCGAGUGCCUUACCUAUUCAUCCAACGGCUGGCUCUCUCAACGCCUCCCCUGUUCAUAUAAUCGCCAGGUCCAAUUCAGACCGGCCUCCACUUCCGGAGACUGCACAUAUUACAUCAGAAAGAAGGAAGAAGGGGAAGGUCUCCCAUAAGAAAAAGGGAAACUCAGUUCCGGAGUAUGUCAAUGUACCAGAAACUGUUUUUGCUCUUUCAGAGAAACCAAUAUGCACUCUUAAAGGUCAUCAAGAUGAUGUCUUGGACUUGUCUUGGUCAAGAUCUCAGCUACUUCUUUCAUCGUCGAUAGACAAGACUGUCAGGCUAUGGGAUGUUGAAACUCAGACUUGUUUAAAAAUGUUCGCGCACAAUGACUAUGUAACUUGCAUACAGAUCAAUCCAAUGGAUGAUGACUACUUCAUCAGUGGUUCUCUGGAUGCAAAGGUUCGGAUUUGGAAUAUACCUGAACGGAGAGUUGUAGAUUGGACUGAUCUUCAUGAAAUGGUCACUGCUACUUGCUUCACCCCUGAUGGCCAGGGUGCUUUAAUAGGCUCACAUAAAGGAAGUUGUCGUAUGUACACUACCUCUGACUGCAAACUGGAACAAAAAGACAAUAUUGAAAUUCAACCUAAGAAGAAUUCUCAACUCAAGAAGGUCACUGGUUUACAGUUUGCCCCAUGGAAUCCAUCAGAAGUGCUUAUAACUUCAGCUGAUUCUCGUAUCAGAAUUUUUGACGGAUCAGAUAUGAUCUAUAAGUUUAGAGGUUUCCGAAAUACAAGCAGCCAAAUUGCAGCUUCAUUUAGUUCAGACGGAAAGUAUGUCAUAAGUGCAAGUGAAGACUCUCAUGUCUACAUAUGGAAGAGAGAAGAACCUAAGAGCCCCAGGGGAAAAGUUAGAACUUCAACCUCAGUUCAAGCUCACGAGCGCUUUCACUGUAAAGAUGUUUCAGUUGCCAUGCCGUGGCCAGGUAGUGUAAAGAAUGAGCCACCACUUGUAGAGAUGCAUUCAAAAAGGCAUUCGAAACGUUUCCUCCCACCCCAAUAUCCCACUGUUGGUUCUCCUACAAAAGAAAACUCGGAUGUGGCAAAUAGUAAAAGGCAUACACCACCUCUACCUAACAAAAGUAAUGCAUUGGAGAGAGUCCCAGGUAGUCAGGAAGAGGAAGAAUUAGCUCAACUCUCCCGGACAGAUUCUGGUAAUGGUCCUAGAGAAUCAUUUACAUCAGGUUCUUCAUCAAAUAGAUUUGGUGAUUCACCUUCUAUAUCUGCAUCCACCAGCUCCCGAUCACACUCUUGGUCCUCCUCUUGGUCUCAGGAUGGUAGUAAUAACCACGGAAGCAAUGUUAUCCAAGCAACAGCAUGGGGAAUGGUAAUUGUGACAGCUAGUUUGGGAGGUGAAAUCAGAAUCUAUCAAAAUUUUGGGCUACCACUGAAAGCUGGACGUCAGACGAAUCUCUUUAGAGACCUAACAUAAAUUGUUGUUAGGAAACAAAACGAUAUUAUUCUGUUCUUGGGCUUCACAUUUUUCUAUAAUACUUAGUUGUUUAAGACUUAAUCGAGCUCAAGUUACACUGAACAAGGCAGAAGCCAUCGGCUUCCCACUGUUGAUAA